Molecule: messenger RNA, 483 nt
Organism: Aphanomyces astaci
Lineage: Eukaryota; Oomycota; Saprolegniomycetes; Saprolegniales; Verrucalvaceae
Exons: 4
Coding region: 1-483 (160 amino acids)
Source: RefSeq, a predicted model, not a curated record
AUGGGAACGUUACUCGUCGGUGCCGCGCGCACGGGCCUAUCCUUGGUGGUAGGCCAAAGCUACCCCGACACCCACGAGCUGGCCGUGUUGGCCGGUGUCACAGGGGUGGCCACCGGAGUCGCGGCCAUGCUGUGUCCGUCUGGGUGGGCGGGCGGCGGCGUCACUGGUCGUGAAUUCGUUGACGCGGGGGUGGUGGUCAUUCUCGUCGUGCUAUUUGAACGAUCCACGGACCCGCGGCGAGUGCUUCUCCACACCGCCCAGCAUGUGGCCGGCCAGCUCCACAAUUACGACCCCUGCGCCGUUCUGGGGGGGCAGGGGGUUGUCUGCGGAAGCGUUGGCGGGGUCACCACGUCCUUGGUAGCCACCACACUGUGGCUACCCCAGUUCCCCCGCGACUCCCUGUGGUUUCAAGCUGGCUACACGUUUGUAGCUACAAUCGUAGCGCAAUGUGGACGCUUCUCCUCUAUCGAGCGGACGCAAUGA